UUCAGGAAGUUGAUUGUCAUGUCUAAAACGGCCCGAGGCCAGGCGAGCCUGUAAAUCUGAAAAGUUGCCAACUUUAGCCUCUUUUGGUGGAGCUCACUAGUAGCACCAGAGGUUUUUUAUAUAUUUAUCCCAAAAUGAAGGCGACCGGUGUGUGCGUCCUGUCCUGUUUUAUCUUCCUCUUGUACUCCACCUGCACGGGGGUGUUGGCCGGAAAUAACAUGGCCUCCCAUCGCCGCACACCGAAGAGAAGCCGGCGGAGUCAACAGAGCUCCUCGAGGCACAAAGGCGCGCACCACCGGCCGCUGACGCACGAGCAGAAAGCGGACCAGAACCUGCAGUUCAUGUUGAGUCUCUACCAAAGCGCUGCAGAACCUGACGGCAGGCCCAAACAGCACCGGAAGUUCGGCUCCAACACGGUGCGACUCCUGAGACCCUCCGCGUCCUCGGUGCACUACCUGCCGGCCUCCAGAGAUUACCACUACAGCUUCACAGUCCAGUACAACCUCGACACUCUUCCCUCGGAGCAGCUGAUCAGAGCCUCGUUCAUCCACCUCCGCUCUUCCUCUCCCUCCUCUUCCUCUCCCUCCUCCUCCCCCUCCCCCCCCCGGGCCUCUGACCCUCCGCGCUGCAGGGCUCAGAUCACCUCGCUGGGCAAAGAUAGCGUUGUGACCCUGGAGCCCCACGAAAGAUGGUCUGAAACCGACAUCACCGCUCACCUGCAGCAGAGGAAACAAAAUGGCGCCGGGGGUCACCUCACCCUCACCGCCCGGUACUGGUGCACCGAGCCUUGGAAGGAAGACGGCAGGUACUCGUCGUGGUGGCUGAGUCUUCGAGGGGGGAAAAUAAGGCGUCGGGAGCUUCACCUGGAUGUCCCGGCUCUUCUUUUGUACCUGGAGCAGGAGCGGGAUGUGAGGGAUUACCUGUUUGAGGCAAAAGGUGAAGAAAUCAUGAAGCGACUGCAUCACUUUCAUCCUUCUUUCAGCCGCCAACGACGAUCCAAAGAACUCCCGUCUUCAGACACAUCAGUGGAUGUCCUGAAGAACUCCCCAACGUCCUCCGCGUCUUUCUCCAACGCCCCUUCUUCCUCCGCCGACUUCCCCAACGAGAAACGUAAAACCAGCAUGCCGAAGAACCACUGCAAGCUGCACUCGUUCCGCCUCUCCUUCGAUGAGCUCGGUUGGGUGAACUAUAUCGCGCCGCCGGUGUACAACCCGCGUUUCUGCCAGGGAAAGUGCCCGAGGUUACUGACGUACGGCUUCCAGUCCCCGAGACACGCCAUCAUCCAGACCAUCAUCAACGACCAGGGCGUGGGGGAUUUACCGCCUUUAUCCUGCGUGCCUUUUAAGUACAUGCCCAUAAGCGUGUUGGUGGUGGAGAAGAAGAUUGUGGAGUACAAGGAGCUGGAGGACAUGGUGGCCGAGUCGUGCACAUGUCGCUGAACACUCGCACUAAAAGAC
Messenger RNA from Trematomus bernacchii (emerald rockcod), 1457 nucleotides. It is a transcript of the gene bmp15, whose product is annotated as bone morphogenetic protein 15. Gene Ontology annotation, cellular component: extracellular region. Bases 135 to 1439 code for a protein of 434 amino acids. The record is from RefSeq and is a predicted model, not a curated record. The transcript has 2 exons. Gene Ontology annotation, molecular function: growth factor activity; cytokine activity. Gene Ontology annotation, biological process: SMAD protein signal transduction; BMP signaling pathway. NCBI's taxonomy places the organism in Eukaryota, Metazoa, Chordata, Actinopteri, Perciformes, Nototheniidae.